AUUCUCAAGAGAACAACUUUGAACUCUUUGACAGCUCCUCCAACCCGUCCCACUCCCACUGUUCCCUUCUCUUCUUCACAGAUUUUAAUUUCUCAGCUCAAAAAAGAAACAAAUAUACAGAGGCCUAAAACAAAAAACAGAGGAACCAAAAAGAAAACUCUUUUAACAUAUUAAUAUUUGGUAGAUUUCCAUCAAAAUUCAAAAAAAAAAAAAAAAUGGCUGGUUAUGUAGGCAUUUUGGUCUCAGAUCCAUGGCUGCAAAACCAGUUUACUCAAGUCGAGCUUCGUAGCUUAAAAACUCACUUUAUGAGUAUGAGAAGAGAGAGCGGAAAGUUAACGGUGGGAGACUUAGCAUCGAGAAUGUCGAAAUUGAAAGUUGUGGGAGAGAAUCUGAAUGAUCAGGAACGAGCUGAUUAUAUCUCUGAUUUGUAUCCUAACUUGAACGAUGAAGUCGAUUUUGAGUUCUUUUUGAAGGUUUAUUUGAAACUUCAUGCACAUGCAAGUGCAAGAACAGGAAGUCCAGCAAAGAACUCAUCAGCAUUCCUAAAGGCAGCUACAACUACUCUGCUUCACACCAUUAGUGAAUCCGAAAAGGCAUCCUACGUUGCCCAUAUCAAUAAUUAUCUUGCUCAAGAUGGGUUCUUAAACAAAUACUUACCCAUUAAUCCUUCCUCUAAUGAUCUGUUUGAGAUUGUUAAAGACGGUGUUAUUCUUUGCAAGCUCAUAAAUGUAGCAGUUCCGGGUACGAUUGAUGAAAGGGCCAUUAAUACUAAGAGAGUGCUCAAUCCAUGGGAAAGAAAUGAAAACCAUACGCUAUGUUUCAACUCUGCCAAGGCUAUUGGCUGCACUGUAGUCAAUAUAGGGACAGAAGAUUUCAUUGAAGGAAGGAGACAUCUUGUGCUUGGAUUGAUUUCUCAAAUUAUUAAGAUACAACUAUUGGCAGACCUCAACUUGAAGAAAACACCCCAGUUGGUGGAGCUUGUUGAUGAUAGUAAGGACGUGGAAGAAUUGAUGAGUUUACCACCAGAGAAGAUCUUACUGAGGUGGAUGAAUUUCCAACUGAAGAAAUCUCCAUACAAGAAAGUAGUCACAAAUUUCUCCACUGAUGUAAAGGAUGCAGAGGCUUAUGCGCACCUUUUAAAUGUUCUUGCACCUGAGCAUAGUAGUCCCUCUACAUUGGCUGUCAAAGUUCCAUUACAAAGAGCAAAGUUGGUUCUUGAACAUGCAGAUAGGAUGGGAUGCAAGAGAUACUUAACUGCAAAGGAUAUUGUGGAUGGUUCCCCAAAUCUUAAUCUUGCUUUCGUUGCACAUAUUUUCCAGCACAGGAAUGGCCUCUCAACUCAAACCAAACAGAUAUCUUUUCUUGAAACUCUACCAGAUGAUGCCCAAGUUUCUAGAGAGGAAAGAGUAUUUCGCUUCUGGAUCAAUAGUCUGGGAAAUUCAACAUACAUUGACAAUGUCUUUGAAGAUCUCAGAAAUGGCUGGAUACUUCUAGAGACCCUCGACAAGAUUUCACCUGGGAUUGUUAAUUGGAAGGUUGCUAACAAGCCUCCUAUUAAGUUGCCAUUUAAGAAAGUAGAAAACUGUAACCAAGUGGUUAAAAUAGGGAAACAACUAAAAUUUUCCCUGGUUAAUAUCGCUGGAAAUGAUAUUGUGCAAGGAAAUAAAAAACUAAUAUUGGCUUAUUUGUGGCAAUUGAUGAGAUACAACAUUCUCCAACUUCUGAAGAACCUAAGAUUCCAUUCCCAUGGAAAAGAAAUUACUGAUGUCGAUAUUCUAAGGUGGGCUAAAACCAAAGUAAGCAAUUCGGGAAGCCAGACUCGCAUGGAUAGUUUCAAGGACAAGAGCUUGUCAGAUGGCAUAUUUUUCCUUGAGCUUCUUAGUGCUGUUCAGCCUAGAUCUGUAAAUUGGAGUCUUGUUACAAAAGGAGUAACUGAUGAGCAGAAAAAGAUGAAUGCCACCUACAUCAUUAGUAUUGCAAGGAAGCUUGGGUGCUCAAUAUUUUUGCUUCCUGAAGACAUAACUGAGGUAAAUCAAAAGAUGAUCCUCACAUUGACUGCAAGCAUCAUGUAUUGGUCCUUGAAACAACCUGUUGAAGAGAAACCAUCUGCAACUUCAGAUAGUGAAAAUGGAAGCCAACUGGAGACAAUCUCAAACUCAACAAUUGAUGACUCAGCAUCUGAGUCAUCAAUAGAGUAGAACAGGAAUGAACAAUUAGGUGCUUAAACUCUGUAUCUUUUUUUUUUUUUUUUUUUUUGUUUCUCUUCAUACACACUCCCGUUUUGGAUUAAAUUUGAUUGCAAUGAUUGUUGUAUGACAUUACAGAAAUCGGGGCGUUCAAGCUAAUUUUGCAAAGGCAAAUGCAUAUGCGAAUAGCAUUUCCAGUUUUCUUCUUUCUGCUCUUCUAACUACCUAUCUGUAUGUAUUGGUUCUGCUCUAAAGUAAUUGUAAGGCGAUGCCAUCUCUUUCCUCUUUUUCCUAACAACCUUUGCUCGCUAACUAUGUAACCAUAGGCACAUGGAGAUAUCGUGACUUGGAAGAAAAAUCAUUGGCACGAGAAUUGGGCAAUUCUAUUUUGCAUAUAAUUUGUUUGGAGUCAAUAAAUAUAAGAAUCCCCAAGGCCCAAGUGCAUAACUCAAAGCUACAAAAAAGGGCAUUGGCAUCCAACAAUUAAGAAAUGGACAAAUGAUUAUACCCCUUUAUAAUCUUUGCAAAUUGCAAUAUAUAAGUAAAUAAAGCAGACCCUGAGCUGUUAGCUC
Molecule: messenger RNA, 2758 nt
Organism: Durio zibethinus
Lineage: Eukaryota; Viridiplantae; Streptophyta; Magnoliopsida; Malvales; Malvaceae
Product: fimbrin-2
Biological process (GO): actin filament network formation; actin filament bundle assembly
Cellular component (GO): actin filament; cytoplasm; actin filament bundle
Molecular function (GO): actin filament binding
Source: RefSeq, a predicted model, not a curated record